Messenger RNA from Lagenorhynchus albirostris (white-beaked dolphin), 458 nucleotides. RefSeq names its product profilin 3 (gene PFN3). Gene Ontology annotation, molecular function: actin binding. The transcript has a single exon. Lineage: Eukaryota; Metazoa; Chordata; Mammalia; Artiodactyla; Delphinidae. The record is from RefSeq and is a predicted model, not a curated record. The coding region runs from base 45 to 458 and encodes 137 amino acids. Gene Ontology annotation, biological process: actin cytoskeleton organization; positive regulation of actin filament bundle assembly; regulation of actin filament polymerization. Gene Ontology annotation, cellular component: cytoplasm.
ACAACCCUCGAAAGUGAGAGGCGAGGGACGCACUCUGAGCCGGAAUGGGCGACUGGAAAGGCUACAUCAGUGCGGUGCUGCGGGACCAGCGCAUCGACGACGUGGCCAUCGUGGGCCACUCGGACAAUCGCUGCGUGUGGGCAUCGCGGCCCGGUGGCCUGCUGGCGGCCAUCUCACCGCAGGAGGUGGGUGUACUCACCGGGCCGGACCGGCGCACCUUCCUGCAGGCGGGCCUGAGUGUGGCGGGCCGCCGCUGCUGCGUCAUCCGAGACCACCUGCUGGCCGAGGGCGAUGGAGUGCUGGACGCGCGCACUAAGGGGAAGGACGGGCGCGCCAUUUGCGUGGGCCACACGCCGCGUGCACUCCUCGUGCUCAUGGGCCGGCGGGGCGUGCAUGGGGGCGUUCUCAACAAGACGAUGCACGAGCUGAUCCAUGGGCUGCGCUCGCAGGGCACCUAG